Messenger RNA from Xylaria bambusicola, 1427 nucleotides. Its product is annotated as NifU-like N terminal domain-containing protein. Bases 536 to 1099 code for a protein of 187 amino acids. NCBI's taxonomy places the organism in Eukaryota, Fungi, Ascomycota, Sordariomycetes, Xylariales, Xylariaceae. The record is from RefSeq and is a predicted model, not a curated record. The transcript has 2 exons. Gene Ontology annotation, cellular component: mitochondrial matrix; cytoplasm. Gene Ontology annotation, molecular function: ferrous iron binding; 2 iron, 2 sulfur cluster binding. Gene Ontology annotation, biological process: intracellular iron ion homeostasis; iron-sulfur cluster assembly.
GGCUUAGGUACUUGAGUUCAGCACUACGGUACUAUGUACUUACAAUAGUACCUACCUACCCACAUGUUCCUAGGCACCUACCUACCUAGUGUAGGUACAUACAAGGUAGGAGGUAGUAGGUAGGUAGGAUCGAGUACGGUACAAAUACAGUACUACCAUCAGCCCUCCAGGCAUGACCAGCUCUCGCCCAGGGCGCCACCAACUGCCAGGUGCCCCAAGGGUACAGUGUCAAAAGCCAUCUCCGAGGCAAUGAAAUCAUCAGCGGUGGGAGCCCCCUGAUUCGCCACAAGGCGGGCAACUUCAUCAUUUGCGACCGAGAUCGCCGGCCAGAGGAAUAAAGCCCGCUCUUUAGCUCUGCGCCAGACCAGACUUCUCGAUAAUUCCUCCUUUUAGCAUUUCACCUCAAUCAACUCUCACACAUACCCUUCAUCUAACUACCUCUUGAACUUCACCCUGCUAACCCUGCUUACAACUGGAACACGCCCACUGCACCAAUAUUUCUCCGCAUCAGAGUGAUAUCUACUAGACAACCGCCAUGCUGUCGAGGACGCUUGCCAACACGGCGCGCCGCGUUGUGGCGACAUCAGCUCCUCGCAUCGCCACGCGCUCGACCCUUGGUCCUAUGGCCACCAGUAUUGCACGUCGCUCCUACCACGAGAAAGUCUUGGAUCAUUACAACCGGCCGCGCAACGUCGGCUCAAUGCAAAAGAACGACAUCGAUGUUGGUACCGGAUUGGUCGGUGCGCCUGCCUGCGGCGAUGUCAUGAAACUUCAAAUCCGUGUCGAUCCUAACGACAACCGUAUCUCUGAUGUCAAGUUCAAGACCUUCGGCUGUGGCAGCGCCAUUGCGAGCUCUAGUUAUCUUACCGAACUGGUCCGUGGCAUGACUUUGGAAGAGGCCGGCAAGAUUAAGAACACAGAGAUUGCUAAGGAGCUGUGCUUACCGCCUGUUAAGCUGCACUGCUCUAUGUUGGCCGAGGACGCCAUCAAAUCCGCUAUUUCCAACUACUACACCAAGAACCCUCAAGCACGUCCUACAAAUCUUGCGGGAACCGAGGCCAAACUCGGACCCAGCGAAGUUGUAGCUGCUACUGCGUGAACAGCUUAGCAUGUAUUUUCAUACGAGGUCAUGUCAAUUUGGAAUUCCCUUUGCAAUCGGGGCACCUGGUCACGCGAAAACAGAAAGAUGGUCCAUCACCUGAAGGCGGAUGAGUGGGUAGGCCACAUUCAAUCUUUGAUGUACUGCAUACAAGUCGUCUCGCUUGAAACAAUCACAUAAUGAUUUCGGCGUUGGAGCGUAAGGAGUAUGCGAAAUAAGGGCUUCUGAGAAUGAUGCUUUUCAUUAAAAUCACAAGAACUCAUCGCGGUUGCAGAAUCAAUAGCUACACCAGAUUGUCUCUAUCAUAACGAGAAAUGAUUUCCAAAAC